AGGCGGACUGUGCGAACUCAGCAACUUACAUGAUAUUGGUGUAUCACGCAUUUGACAAGCCCAACAAGAAGCACCAACCCUCGAAAUGCGCCUAAUCCGGCUCAUCUUCCCUGGCUCGGUACACGCCUUCCGAGCCACAUGCUACCUCAACGCCGACAUUCGUGUUCCUUUUUCUUCGAAUCUUGGUCAGAACGCCGCCAAACAUCCCCGCUGUGACCGUCUUCUGCCAUCAACAAACUGUCGCCGUGCUCACGCUCAAUAAUCUCCUGCACUGUCACCAGCUGCGUAGCCGAGACAUGCACUGACUAGAUGGGGUAACAGAUUGCGUGAAACUUAAUCUGCGCCGCCACGACCGCAUCCAGGGCGUCCUGCAGCUUUCUGGCCAAUAUUAAACAUCCUAUAUCGAGUUCGUUCGUCCCACCGGCAACCACCGCUGUUUGUUCCUGACAAACACCGAUGGUAUUUUUUCUUUGCUUCAACCACCUCGCUCUUCGUCGUACCUUGUGUGUGCUUCUUCUCUUCAGGUUUCUUCGUGUGGCACGAUCGUGACGAUUCAUUCAAUUUAUACCAUUCAUGCAUUUCUGACCUAUCUGCUAUCAACCCUUCCCGCUCAGUGACCAUCAACUGACUUCCCUUUUCAUCCAGAUUCACCCCUAUCAAAAUGGCUGCGGAGGAGGACUGGUCAGAUUCGGACGAGGAGGUGCUUUCUGACACUGAGACUUCCGUACAACUCGGUGUCCCAGACGGCCCAAUAGAGUCCUCUUCAGAUCUUCUCGACGCUGCUGUAUCUCGCAUUGGCGGUCACCCUGCUUUUCUUUCACCCCAUGAUCCUUCGUUUGAUUCAUCCCUAUGCAAAAAUUGCGGCAAGCCGAUGGAAUUGCUGGUCCAACUGUGGUGUCCCCUCGAGGAUAGCCCCUACGAUAGAGUAUUGUAUGUGUGGGGAUGUGCCUGUGGAACGUGUCAAGCCAAAGACGGGAGUAUUCGUGCAUGGCGCGCUCUGAGGUUCAAUGAACGAUAUGCUGCAAAAUUGGAAAAGAAACGUGCUCGACAAAAAGCAAAAGAAGAGGCCAAGGCUAAAGCUGCACGCGAAGAGGAGGAGCGGAGAAAUGCUGCUAAGGUUAAUCCAUUUUCAAUGAAAGCUCCCGCCGGAACUCCUGCAUUUGGUUUAGGUAGUCAUGUCUUUAGUGAUGCCCCUUCGGAACCUGAGCCCCAAGAAGAGGAGCUUCCCGCGGCUGGACGGGAGGUAUCUUCAGAGGACGAGGAAGAGAAUGAUACCGAUGAAGAAGAGAAGCUUGUGACUGCCCUGGCCUCGAGCACACUGGACUCAUCUGAAUGGGCAUCGGCUCCGGCGUACCCAUCUCUGUACCUCUCCACGCUCUCAGAAUACCUUCCGAAAGCUAAAUCAGCCAAGUUGCCUUCUGCGGAAGAUAUUGAGGCCGAUGACAACAAGAAGGGGAAAGACACGUCUUGGGCUAUGGAAGGCUACGAGAAUUCGCUAGAGACAGAUCAUGUUUUCGACCGAUUUUCUCAACGCGCCGAAUACCAAGGCGACCAAUGUAUCAGAUACGACUUAGGCGGCACGCCUUUGCCCUUCGCACAUGAUGCCGUCUUUGAUCGACUGUUCCCAGUUCCACGUCAGGCCGCUGUGCCUGUCACGAAAGCAGAGUUCAAGGUUGUCCCUGCUGCGGGUAAACGUAUCUUCGACUCAUCCUCGAUCCCUCCGUGUCGGCACUGUGGUGGUCCGCGAGUGUUCGAGUGUCAGUUGAUGCCCAACUUGAUCAAUGUGCUGAAGAAACCUUCAGAUUCAGGAAAUGUGCCACGAAAGCUGACGGAUGAAGAGAGGCGGAAGGAGGUCCAGCAGGUGUUGAAACGUUCAGUCGGGGAGGGAUUGAUGGACUGGGGUACUUGCAUGAUCUUCUCGUGUGAGAAAGAUUGCGAGGCGUCCAAAAGUUGCUGGGCCGAAGAGCUGGUGCUUAUCCAAUGGGAUUCCUAAACAUUCAGCCCUAUUUCUUCUGGUUUGUAUAAUACUGUAUCCAUCUACCCAGAAUGUAUCCCUACUACUUUUCCAUGCAUGCGUGACACCAUUCAGUUGGGG
Somion occarium is the source of this 2095-nucleotide messenger RNA. The record is from the annotation of a GenBank genome assembly. NCBI's taxonomy places the organism in Eukaryota, Fungi, Basidiomycota, Agaricomycetes, Polyporales, Cerrenaceae.